Conger conger (European conger) is the source of this 2771-nucleotide messenger RNA. RefSeq names its product TOX high mobility group box family member 3-like. The record is from RefSeq and is a predicted model, not a curated record. The transcript is spliced from 12 exons. Lineage: Eukaryota; Metazoa; Chordata; Actinopteri; Anguilliformes; Congridae. Bases 68 to 1555 code for a protein of 495 amino acids. Gene Ontology annotation, biological process: regulation of gene expression. Gene Ontology annotation, cellular component: nucleus.
UGACACUUGUUAUCUUGUGGAUGUUUUGAUCAGUGUAACCGAGAAUGGCAAUGUUUAGUUCCCCGCUAUGAACCUGGAUAGUUCUUUGAAUGCGGUUUUAACAGAGGACUCAAUGACUGUUGUCUCACCCGGUGAUGUCACUCCAAUUUCCCUUACAGGUUACGAUCUAGAUCCGAUUUCAAGUUUGCAGCCUGCCGAUUCUGGGAGCAAUCCUGAUAUUGUCACUGCCGGCGGGCUUAGUAGCGAAGAUGCGGAGGAAGGCAGUUCUGCACCUGCUGCCUUCAUAAAUGGUGUACCUGUCACCGUGUCUGUUCAAAAUGUUGAUGGACAACAGAGGAUAGUCUGUGUCGCGACAGAUGGUAGUGGUGGCUCUGUGUCAUAUGUGGGACAACUCACUACGGAGGCCAGUCUCGACUUUCAGACAGAAGUACCCCCGCAGCCCUUACUGGCCGAUGAUGAGGUGCCUCCACUGCCCCCAGGGGCCGAGCUGCUCUCCGUCCACCCCCAGCCCACACCCCUGCAGCACCUGGAGCCCCUGGAGCCCCUGGAGCCCCUGCACCCCUGUCUCCUACUGGAGGCUGAGCCAGAACCCAGGGACCAGGACACAGAGGAGCCCAAGAAACGGAAAGGCGGCUGGCCGAAGGGGAAGAAGAGGAAGCCGCAGAGGGAGUUCUCUGCGCCGCGCGCACCAACCACAGGGUACGUGAUCUUUGUGAACGAGAGGAAGGUCCAGCUGAAGUCGGAGAACCCAGUCCUCCCCUUCACCGAGAUCACCAAGAUGCUGGGCGUCCAGUGGUCUCAGCUCUCCAUGGAGGAGAAGCAGAAGUACAACAACGAGGCUGAGACGGACAAGCAGCGUUACAUCAGGGAGCUGAUCGCCUACCAGAACACCGAGGCCUACAGAGACUUCCUGAGGAGGAAGGCCCUCAACAAAGUCAAGGAUCUCUGCAGCACCGAGGGUAUGCUGUGCGAUGAAGCUGAGCUUGAAAAUGAAGUCUUCACACUGUCGCAGAUGGACGGAGAUGAGAACAGCGAUCUGUACUGCCGCACCUGUAACCAGUACUUCAGCUCUCUACACAACAAGAAGGAGCACCUGCUCGGCAAGCAACACCUGCUGACGCUCACAGAGGAGUUCGAGAAGGAGAGCGGCAGCCAGCGGAAAGCGCCGGAGCCUGAGGAAGACCCGGAUGAAGACGAGGAAGAGGAGGAUGAUGAGGACAGGGAGCUAGCCCGGCUCUGCAGCCUCACCUCUCUGGACCUCAGCAGCCUGGAGGAGCUGCUCCUUCGACAGGUCAACCUGCGAGAGUUUGAGCUCCAGGAGCUGAGACACAACUUGGACCGAGAGAGGACAAGGCAGGAGCGUCUGAACUCUGAGCUGCAGCAGCUGCAGAAGAGGAAGAUGAGUCUGGAGGCGGAGCUGCAGGACCUGAGGGAGAGUGGGCCAACGCUGGAGUCUCAGCUGCACUGUCUCAAGAUGGUUCCUCUGCUCUUCCAGUUCCACAUCCAGAUCAUAGACACCGGUGAAGUGAAGAUGGUGGAAGAGCGGACAGGGUGAACGCUGUAAAAACACGGGCGUGGGAUUUCCCACGUCGCACACUGCACUGACGCGCUGAACGGGAGACGGGACGGGACGCACUUUACACAGCAGGCCCAGGGAAAGGCUUGACGGCAGCUUUCUACUUUCACUCCUUCCUUCAGUUUGUUCCUCCAUUUUGUUUGCUGGCUCUCAUUACAGCGGAUCGGUUCUUCUCCACGGAUCAGUUCUCUGGUUUUUUUACAGUUGAGACUUGAUACUGUUGUUCAUUCAGGUUUACUUUUAAUGUGAAGAUGAGUCUUAUUAUGCUGUAAAUACCUGCCUUAAAUGGUAACGUACUGUACUACUCUGCAUGGGAAAAAAGCUAAAGAAACAAACACUUUAAAAAAAAAAAGACGAUCCAGUCGGCUGUAAUGUCGCAGCGAUGUUGUUUUUGCACUUAACUUGACACUAGAGGUCAACUGCAUGCUUAUGCACUAAAACCCACAUCACUAAAUCAUCAAUGUGAUGACGGAUAUUUUCAUUGAGUUUUAUUGGUAGAUUUUUGUGCUGUAAAAUAUAAUGUUCAAUUUUAAAUGUAGAGAAACUUUAAAGUAAUAUUGAGAGAUAAAUUGCACCUCAGAUGUGGUUAGAGAAAAUCCAAAUUAAUACAAAAUGUUAGUCAUUUUUACCUUUGGAAAUUCAGUACAUUGUAUUAUUUUUUAUUACUCAAAAUGGCCACCCCUUUGAAACCACAUUGUUAUUUUGUGGGCAAAAUUUGUAUGCGUGAGAUGAUCAGUGGAGUUCUUUGGUUUGUAUUUGCAAGCUAAUGAAAACGUCCAGCACACCUUUGCAGAUGCGUUUGCCAGGUGCAUCAACCACCUCUGCAAACCAUUGGGGGAGGGCGGGGGUCUGCACAUUUAAAUAGAGAGCAAAAUCCAUAAUUUUGUUAAGUUUGCAGCAGGUUAGAUAGGGAUAGAGAUAGACAUUUUUCCCUGGCUGAGACAUAAACGACUGCUGAUUCAGAGUAACCUUUGUGGUCAGCGUGACCUCAGCUGUUUGGUGCUUUGGCCUCUGUGUAGCCUCUCUAACUAAAAGGAUUCUGGGCCUAAUUUGCUAAUCCUGGGGCUAAUGUGCUAAUUGUGUUGGAACAAUACACAUUUCCUAGAAUGUCAUCUCCUCUGUGUCCAACUGACAGAUGUUUUUACCUCAUUUGUUCAGAUGUAACAUUAACAAAUAAAUGCAAGCUUCCGGAUUA